Messenger RNA from Dibothriocephalus latus, 423 nucleotides. The record is from the annotation of a GenBank genome assembly. Lineage: Eukaryota; Metazoa; Platyhelminthes; Cestoda; Diphyllobothriidea; Diphyllobothriidae.
AUGUCCCGAAAAGACGUGAAAAUCGCUCCAGGUGCUGUGGUCUGCAGUGAGAGUGAGUUGCAAGGCGACAUCAGUAUUGGCACUCGCACCGUCAUUCACCCCAAGGCACGCAUAAUUGCUGAAUGCGGUCCCAUAAAAAUCGGCGAGUCAAAUUUAAUUGAGGAACGAGUGGAGAUCAUCAACAAUGUGCCCAACUCGGUAAUGAUUGUGGGCGACUUUAACGUCUUCGAGGUGGGCGCCCGAUGUCACAGUCGUGAAGUUGGAGACAGUAACGUCUUCGAGUCCAAAUGCUUUGUGGGUCCGCAGGUCCGCAUUUCCAAUGGCUGCAUCAUUGGCGCCAUGUGCAGUGUCACGGCACCCGGACCCAUUCCCGAAAAUACAGUUAUUUACGGCGAGAAGGUGAAUAUGUUAAUAUAUUUUUAG